AUGUUCGCCCGUUCAGCAUUCGCCACUGCUACGCGUAGCUCCUUCUGCUCUUUCGUCCCUGCUGCCUCUCGACAGAGCACCCGUAGGUUUGCAUCCGAGGCUGGGAAACCACAGAAGGGGACCCAAUUCUUGCAACCAAGGAACUUUGUUUAUGUAGCUGGUGGUGCCGUUGCCGCUGCCUUUGGAUUGUAUUGGAUUAAGGGACAGCCGAGUUUCUUGAUCGAACCGGUUAAGCCGGCUAUCCCGACCUUGACCGGGGAGGAUUGGGUUGAUUUGAAGUUGAUCAAAGUUGAGCCUUAUAAUCACAAUACUAAGAAGUUCAUCUUCGAACUGCCAUCGGAAGACCAUACCAGCGGUCUCAAGACUGCCUCUGCCAUCUUGACAAAAUUCACUCCUGAGGGCGGAAAACCAGUCAUCCGUCCCUACACCCCCAUCUCCGACGAUGAUGCUAGAGGCUACAUGACCCUCCUCGUCAAACAGUACGAGAAGGGUCCCAUGUCCACCCACCUGCACGAGAUGGCUCCCGAACAACGUCUGUUGUUCAAGGGACCUAUUCCAAAGUAUCCAUGGGAAGCCAACAAGCACAACCACAUCGCUUUGAUCGCCGGUGGUACCGGUAUCACCCCCAUGUGGCAGCUUAUCCGUGCCAUCUUCAAGAAUAAGGAGGAUAAGACCAAGAUCACAUUGGUGUUUGGAAAUAUUGCCGAGGAGGAUAUUUUGUUGAGGCAGGAGUUGGCGAAGUUGGAGAAUGAGUAUCCGCAGAGGUUUAGGGCGUUUUAUACGCUGGAUAAGCCACCGAAGGAAUUCGUUGGAAAUAAGGGAUUCAUCACUAAGGAACUGCUCAAGCAGGUUCUUCCAGAACCUAAAGAGGAUAACAUCAAGGUCUUCGUUUGCGGACCUCCCGGCUUGAUGAAUGUUAUCAGUGGUAAUAAGAAGAGUCCUAAGGAUCAGGGAGAGCUGGUUGGUAUUCUGAAGGAGUUGGGAUACACCCCCGAGCAGGUUUAUAAGUUUUAG
This is a messenger RNA of Orbilia oligospora ATCC 24927, 1014 nucleotides long. RefSeq lists its product as uncharacterized. The transcript is spliced from 6 exons. The coding region runs from base 1 to 1014 and encodes 337 amino acids. The record is from RefSeq and is a predicted model, not a curated record. Gene Ontology annotation, molecular function: cytochrome-b5 reductase activity, acting on NAD(P)H. Lineage: Eukaryota; Fungi; Ascomycota; Orbiliomycetes; Orbiliales; Orbiliaceae. Gene Ontology annotation, biological process: ergosterol biosynthetic process.